AUGGAUCAAAAUUCGCCAGUCGACGAGCUGAGUCGGGAGACUAUCGCCGCCGACGCUCUUGGAGGUGGCGCCUCCGCGGCGGUUGAACUUCCUUUCGCCGGCGCCUCGGAAGUUGUGCCGCCAUCGAAUCCCGAGGAGAGGUCCAUGAGGCCUACUGCGCCCUCCUCUUCUGCUGCGCUUGGGAAGCAACCGGCCGCGUCUACUGGGGGUGCGACCCUUGCUACUCAAGGGUUGAGGGCUUUGGCGGAUGCGGUCAGGCCGAAGAAGAAGAAGGUGGUGGUGAAAGUAAGUGACUCACGGACCGCGGGUCCUUCGGUGACGGCGGCGAUUGCAGCCAAGCCUGUCUCUCCCGGUACGGUCACUCGAGGUGCGGGUAAGAGACCAGUGGAGUCCUCCAAUCCGGUCAAUGUUGCCAAGCGGUCCAGGACAGGGUCCCCUCGGUCGAAGACAGUCGAGAACCGUGGUAAGGGUGUGUCCCCCUCUAUGAAGCUGAGUCAAGUUGAUCUACCUCCUCUGGCGGCUACUGAUGGCGAGGCGCCUGAGCUCGCCUUUCAUACCAUCUGUGAUCAGCUUGUCAUGCCUCCGGAAUACACGGCUUCCUCGAGUGGCACUACCCGGCGCCUUGCCGGAGCUGCUACUCAGUUCUUCUUCGCAGCGCAGGUUGGGUUCUCCCAUAUUCUAAUGAAUAACGACCGCCUUUUGAAAACCGUCGAUGACCAGGCCGUGGAGAUUGCCAAGCUGAAGAAAAGCUCGAGUGAGGGUAGAGAAGCGCUGAUGGCAAAAGUCCGCCCGUUGUUGGAGCGGGAGUUUGAGGAGCGGUUGGCUGCGAAGGACCAGGAACUAAGUGUCGAGAAGGAAGCGGUUAGGAAGGCUUGCGAGGAGCAGGACCGACUUCAGGAGCGGGUGAGGAAGUCCGGCGAGAUGGAGAAGUUGCUGCUGGAAGAACAAGAGUCUCUGCGCAAGGAGAUAGAGUCGUUGAAGUUGGAGAAUGCGGCCGCUCUGAAGACUCACCAGGCGGAGCUGGAGACCGUACGUGCGGAAGCCGGGCCAGCAUACUUGGAGUCAAAUGAGUUUCAGGUGAUUGAUAACGAGAAGUAUAAAACUAUCGUUGGUAAUGCGGUUGCUGCCAUUCGACACUGGUUUCGUAUGGAUCAGCCUGAAGCGGUCUGGAAUACUGAUGAGAUUUGGGAUGCUAUUGGUGCAUGGUCGGAGACGGAUGUGAACUCCGAGAAUGAGGAAGAGGAGGGAGAAGGGACUUCUCCCGGUGAUAAUGCCGGGGGUGAUGGUGGUUCCCGCAAGUUGUGA
Messenger RNA from Linum trigynum, 1305 nucleotides. Lineage: Eukaryota; Viridiplantae; Streptophyta; Magnoliopsida; Malpighiales; Linaceae. The record is from the annotation of a GenBank genome assembly.